UUCUGGGUGUUGAGUUAAUCAUGCUGAGGAUGAUGGGAAGAUGCCUGAUGUUCAUUUUACUGUCUGCAGUUGUAAUACUCAUCACAGCUGACCGUGUGAAUGUGAGGUUGGUUGGUGGUCACAGUCGCUGUGCUGGUAGAGUGGAGGUUCUUCACAGAGGUCAGUGGGGAACAGUGUGUGAUGUUGCCUGGGAUUUGGCUGAUGCUGCAAUGGUUUGUAAAGAGCUGGACUGUGGAGAACCUGUAGAUGUUUUGGGGAAUGCCCACUUUGGACAAGGAUCAGGGCCAAUCUGGAUGAAUUUUGUCAGAUGUGUUGGUUCAGAAUCCACACUGAAGGACUGUGUAUCAGGAGGAUGGGAACAAAGUUACUGUGAUCAUGCUAAAGAUGCUGGAGUCAUCUGCUCAGAAGUCAGACUGGUUGGAGGUUCUCGCUGCUCCGGGAGGUUAGAGAUACUUUAUGAUCAGUCGUGGAUGUCAGUGUGUGAUGCUGUCUUUGACCAGCAGGAUGCAGAGGUUGUGUGUAGAGAGCUGGAGUCAUAA
Messenger RNA from Carassius auratus (goldfish), 539 nucleotides. Its product is annotated as putative DMBT1-like protein. Gene Ontology annotation, cellular component: membrane. The coding region runs from base 21 to 539 and encodes 172 amino acids. The record is from RefSeq and is a predicted model, not a curated record. The transcript is spliced from 4 exons. NCBI's taxonomy places the organism in Eukaryota, Metazoa, Chordata, Actinopteri, Cypriniformes, Cyprinidae.